AUGGCCCUGUCCCCGGGACAUGUUGCCAGCCAGCUACGGCAUCUCAUUUACUACAACCUUGACAAUAAUCUAAUUCGAAAUGCACUCUUCCUCGCCGCGCGCCUUUAUGCCUUGGAACCGCGAUCAUUUGAGGCUCAAUAUCUGCUCGCCCUCUGUCACCUACACAAUGGAGAAGUGAAAGCUGCGUUUGAUGUCAGCCAGGUCUCAGGCUCGCGCGGACUGCAUGCCGGCUGCGCCUACGUGUAUGCCCAAACGUGUCUCGACUUGGGAAAGCACUUGGAGGGUGUGGGGGCUCUGGAGGACAGCAAAAAUCUCUGGAUCUCCAAGAACAACUGGAAUAAACACAGCGAAACCCGACGACAGCACCUUCCCGAUGCAGCAGCCGUGUACUGCCUGCAAGCCAAACUUUGGCACGCGCACAAGGAUCUUACAAAAGCAGUGGACUGCUAUGUCGAGUCACUCAAACUGAAUCCCUUCAUGUGGGAUGCAUUCACGGGACUGUGUGAGACUGGUGUCAAUAUUCGAGUACCAAAUAUCUACCAACUGAGUCCAGAACUGCUUGCAAUCAUCUCUUCACUGCCCGAAGAAGCAGAUACCGGGUCUGAUAACCUUGGGUCUGAAGAUACCCCCGGGUCUAUGCAGCCUCCUGGGAACCCCGAAUCUGACCCAUUCAUGGUGUCUGCAUCCCGUGCCGAGCCCGAGACAACUUACGGGAGCUCUUCUCUUUGGCAAAAGCUAAAUGGAAACUCUGGUAAUGUUCCGACAAUCGCACAGCCAGUUUUCCAAGACGGAAUGGAGACACCAGGCGGACAAAGCAGUGGUUCUGAAGAAUUCCGCAUCGCCAACGGAGUCACUGACCCAGAUUCUACAUGGGAUGCACCAUUAGCCCCGAACCGCAAAACACGCACGAUUCAGACGAUGAGCCUUGAUCAUACAGGGCAGGCCCCGCCUCGGAUGCGUCCAACGGGUAUCAGACCAAGGCACAAGACACGAACGGAGCCAGAUGGUCAACCAUCAGCACCGAUCGAGAGGGAACCAACCCUCACCUCACGAUUUGGCGAUCGCAAGCGUACAGUUUCUGGACAGGUCGCGCAUCCCCUUCCCCCAUCACAACCCACUGAACCGGGUGCGCCCCAGCGCCGAAGCGUUCGCCUAUUCAAUCAGAUCAAACCCACCACCAGCAAGCUUUCAAAUGGCCCACUCACUGGGAGGGAUGGUCGCGAAAUGAAGAAGCUACGAGGGGUACCCACGAAGCCGCGCACAGGCACUGUGCCCACAGUUGGCCGUGUCGUAAGUGGCAAUCGGAAACCCAUUGAAACACCCGACAACGAUGGUAAAGAGCAUCGUAAUGGGCCAACACAAAACUAUUAUCCCAUUCCUCCAUUGCCCAAGAACGCCGAACAAACAAGAGACAUGGAGGCUUUAGAUUGGCUCCUCGGUCUGUUCAACAAACUGGCCUCGGGGCAUUUUGCAUUGAGCCGGUACAAGUGCCACGAAGCCAUUGUCUCCUUCAAUAGCCUCUCAACAGGGCAACGUGAAACACCGUGGGUGCUUUCUCAACUUGGCCGGGCCCAUUUCGAGCAGGCAAACUACACCGACGCUGCGAAAUAUUUCGCCCGAGUCCAGAAACUAGCCCCCUCGCGCAUUGAGGACAUGGAAAUCUACUCAACUGUCCUGUGGCAUUUGAAGAAUGAGAUUGAAUUGGCUUACCUGGCGCACCGGCUGCUUGAGACUGAUCGGUUGUCCCCUCAGGCAUGGUGUGCCAUUGGUAAUUCUUUCUCUCACCAGCGGGAUCACGAUCAAGCAUUGAAGUGCUUCAAGCGUGCGACAAUGAUUGAUCCAGAAUUUGCCUACGCCUUUACGCUACAAGGGCACGAGUACGUCGCCAAUGAAGAAUACGACAAGGCUCAGGCAGCUUAUCGUGAUGGUAUCAAUGCGGACAACCGACACUACAAUGCGUGGUAUGGACUUGGUACCGUGUAUGAUAAGAUGGGCAAAUGGGACUUCGCCGAGCAGCACUUCCGUAAUGCAGCCAACAUUAACCCAACGAACGCAGUGCUCAUUUGCUGCAUUGGCUUGGUCUUGGAGAAAAGGAAAAAUCCCCAGGACGCCCUGGCUCAUUACAGCCGAGCCUCCUACAUAGCUCCGAACUCGGUCCUAGCUAAAUUCCGCAAGGCCCGUGUGCUCAUGCAACUACGGGAGUACCACCUUGCCUUGGUCGAGUUGAAUGCCCUCAAGGACAUGGCACCAAAUGAAGCAAACGUGCACUACCUGCUUGGUAAGCUGCACAAAAUGCUCCACGACAGGUCCUCCGCUGUGAAGCAUUUCACCGCGGCCUUGAACUUGGAUCCUAAGGCUGCACAAUACAUCAAGGACGCAAUGGAGUCAUUGGACGAUGACGAUAUGGAGGACGAGGACAUAGCGUAG
Molecule: messenger RNA, 2427 nt
Organism: Penicillium olsonii
Lineage: Eukaryota; Fungi; Ascomycota; Eurotiomycetes; Eurotiales; Aspergillaceae
Source: the annotation of a GenBank genome assembly